AUGUGGAAGACAUCUCGUGAAGCCAAUAGAGGGAGGGGAGUGAGAAAGAGAGGGAAAGAUUUUGUUCUGAGACCUCAGAAGCGACCCGAUGGCCGCCCAAACCGGUUGAUUAUACGUUGCUGCUCAACUCUGUUACUUUUUCGUUCGUGUAGUGUUUGCGAUCGUGUAUUGUUGAGCUCAGAAAGCAGUGGUCAACGUAGUCGUUUCGUACCCUAUAACUGUUUGGUGGUGUGCCCUUAGUGCACAUAUACUUUGACAUUUUAUUUUCGUUUCCCACCACGUUUCAAGAAUUCACUACCCCGCUGAAAUAAUCAUGCAGAGUCAGGGAAGUGGCGUGCCGGAAUCUCGGUACACCAUGAACUACUCCCACACUGCCUUGUCGGGGGAUGGAGUAGACCUCUAUGGUCAUGGACAAGAUCCCUACGUCCUGCAACACCAACAUCACAUCGUUGGUCAUGGUGGACCUCAAGGAAUGAGUCCCACAGGCCACAUCGGAAUGGGAUCUCCAGGACAGCACCAUCAACACUCGUCCAAAAGGUCAGCUGAUGUAGCAGGACUCAACCUCAAGCAGGAUCCGAUGGUGGGUGAUGUUACCAUGUCCACUAUCGGAAUGGGCCACAGCACAAUGGACGAUGGUGGAUCUGGAUCUGGUGGGGGCCAGAAUGGUUCUCAAACAAAAAAGACACCACCACCCAAUGGCAAGAAAACCAAAGGCCGUGUGAAAAUCAAGAUGGAAUUCAUCGACAACAAACUCAGGAGAUACACGACUUUCUCAAAGAGAAAGACAGGAAUCAUGAAGAAGGCUUACGAGCUGUCAACACUAACCGGGACCCAGGUGAUGUUGCUGGUAGCCAGCGAGACGGGACACGUCUACACAUUCGCCACACGCAAGCUGCAACCGAUGAUCACGUCCGAAGCGGGCAAGGCGUUGAUCCAAACGUGCCUCAACUCACCGGACCCUCCGUCCAGCACGGUUGACCAGCGGAUGUCGGCGACAGGCUUCGAGGAAACGGAGCUGACUUACACGUUGCACGACGAGGACCAGAAAGACAGCGAAUCGGAUGAUGGAGAUGACGCGGCCUCGUCGGAUGCGCCAAGUCGGAGCCCAUCGCCCGCCGAUCUCGAACGUUCGUCCUAUUCGCCCGAUGCUUCCAACAUGGAGCCUUCGAGGCCUAAUUUAUCUGCCCACCAUCCAAUGACGACCACGAGCCAAUCGUCUCGAAUUCUCAAUCAUCCGUCAGGAUCUAGAGGAUCUUCUGGAGGAGUGGCCGGUCGUAGCACUGCAAUUACAGAGCCGUCGGCUGGCCAGCAACACCAAACGGCGUACGCGAAUGGAUCGCGUCAUGCAACUCCUUCAACCGCUUCUUCAACUUCAACCAGUGCCACUAUACCUUCUUCUUCUUCUUCUUCUUCUUCUACUUCUUCUUCUUCUUCAGUUUGCGCCACGACUAACCAUCACCAUCACGCCAAUUCGAAUAGCGGCGGCAAGAACAGCGCCGCUGCUCCGGCUCUCGUUUCAUGUCCAGUCAAUUUGACGCCCAGCCAAUUGGCCAGCAUUGCGGCCAACCUGCCCGGUCUAUCGGGCCUCUCGUUGCCCUUGCCCCGUGGUACUAAUUUCGCCUCCCUCCUGGCCUCGGCUUCGUCUCUGCUUACGGGUGUCGGUGGUGUCGGUGGUGUCCUAGGUGGAGGUAUGGGAACGGCUGCCGUCGCGUCGUCCAAAUCUACUGCGUCAGCAGCAGAGACGGCCCAGGCCGCGUCCAACGCACGCAAACAUCUACCGCGACUCAUUUCCUUAGCUCAUGUGGGAGCGGCCUUACAACAGCAGUCCAACUGUGCCAAAGACGCCAGCAUCAAGUCGACGACGAGUCUGAUGGUUUCUGAUCAAAAGGGCGAUAAUCUAGCUGGCUCUACUAGUAAUAAUAGUAGCCAUUCGGCCCUCAAUUUGCGGACGCCAACAACAACAUCAACCGCAAAUCGAGAUAAAAAAGGAGGUGGCACCAAAAGCCGUGCUGCCAAGAAGAAUAAGAAAUGAUAAUAGACAAGCAGUAAAAAACGAUGAAAAAUAAAGAACUGAUAAAGAACAUCGGGGACCCACGGAAAAAAACAAAAACAAAAAACAAACGCCUUCCGGAUGGUCCUUCAUAAGCUCCUCCCAAUUUCUCAGCGACAUCGGAACGGAGGCGUAGCCUAUACAUCGUCGUUGUGUUCUCCUUCAUGUGCCUUACUUAAUGAAGCAAUUUAUUAUUAUUUGUUUAUUAUAAUCACGAUUUACCCAUAGAUGAUGACGGCGUUUUGAAUGCAAAUGAUUACCGAUUGUCAGUUUUCGUCUGCAGUAUUUGUUUGCUAUUAUUUACUUCCUCAGUUCAAAUGUGACGGCGAGCCACCCAAAAAAGAAAAUCAUUGUUAAAAUGACGGGAUAUCGCUGUGUGCAUUAUCAAUUCUUUUUUUUUUUUUUUUCCUGUUUUGCGUGUCGUGUGCGAAUUUCUUUACGUGUAUCAUUUCUUUUGUAGCAUUUUUUUUUUUGCUUGUUUGUUCAUUUCUUCUUUUAUUCUACUGAUCGCGUGAACAUGUAGUUCCUAAAAGGAAACAGAGCCCCCCCCGAAUCGGACCUUAAAUUAUUCUAUUGUGCAAUUUCAGAAAGAUAAAAAAAAGGAUUUAAAAAAAAGCAAAAGAACAAUAAACCGCUACACAAUGAAA
Messenger RNA from Daphnia carinata, 2697 nucleotides. Its product is annotated as serum response factor homolog. The coding region runs from base 314 to 2032 and encodes 572 amino acids. Gene Ontology annotation, molecular function: protein dimerization activity; DNA-binding transcription factor activity, RNA polymerase II-specific; RNA polymerase II cis-regulatory region sequence-specific DNA binding. NCBI's taxonomy places the organism in Eukaryota, Metazoa, Arthropoda, Branchiopoda, Diplostraca, Daphniidae. The transcript has 8 exons. The record is from RefSeq and is a predicted model, not a curated record. Gene Ontology annotation, biological process: positive regulation of transcription by RNA polymerase II.